Cynoglossus semilaevis (tongue sole) is the source of this 9419-nucleotide messenger RNA. RefSeq names its product talin 1 (gene tln1). Gene Ontology annotation, biological process: actin cytoskeleton organization; cell-cell adhesion. Gene Ontology annotation, molecular function: structural constituent of cytoskeleton; integrin binding; actin filament binding. Gene Ontology annotation, cellular component: ruffle; cytoskeleton; focal adhesion. The transcript is spliced from 59 exons. The coding region runs from base 353 to 8041 and encodes 2562 amino acids. NCBI's taxonomy places the organism in Eukaryota, Metazoa, Chordata, Actinopteri, Pleuronectiformes, Cynoglossidae. The record is from RefSeq and is a predicted model, not a curated record.
GCAUUCUGAGGGUGGAGUCUGAGCAGUCGAACUGCUGUAGCUCCUGCUAUCAUCGCUGCCGCCGCCGCUGCUCGGAGCGGACAGUUUUAACAGGGAGGAACCAAGGAAGAACCCAGCACCAGACAGGGCUCUUCUCACCGAGGAAGACGAACAAAAGAGAGCGCCACCGUCUGUUUACGUCCCCAGUGGUGGAAUAAACCAAGAAACGGGAAGAAGACAGGCAGCGGAGGAAAAAAGAAGAAGAAGGAGGAGAGGGAGAACCCGAGGCUGAUCGUCUGCCUGGGCCACAGAGCUGUCACUCAAACAUCUCUUACAACAGGUGUGAGCUACGUAGAGGUGCAGCGCAGCAAUCAUGGUGGCCCUGUCACUGAAGAUCGGCGUGGGGAACGUGGUGAAGACCAUGCAGUUUGAGCCCUCCACCAUGGUGUACGACGCCUGCCGCAUCAUCAGGGAGAGGGUUCCUGAGGCUCAGCUCGGCCAGCCCAAUGAUUAUGGGCUGUUUCUGUCCGAUGAAGAUCCAAAGAAAGGCAUCUGGCUGGAGGCAGGAAAAGCUCUGGAUUACUACAUGUUGAGGAAUGGGGACACUCUGGAUUACAAGAAGAAACAAAGGCCUCUGAAGAUCCGCAUGUUGGACGCCACAGUGAAGACCGUCAUGGUGGACGACUCCAAGAUCGUCAGCGACAUGCUCAUGACCAUCUGUGCCAGGAUAGGCAUCACAAACUACGACGAGUACUCGCUGGUGCGAGACAUCGGCGAAGAGAAGAAGGAGGAAACCACAGGCACGUUGAAGAGAGACAAGACCCUGCUGAGAGACGACAAAAAGAUGGAGAAGCUGAAGCAGAAGCUGCACACGGACGAUGAGUUGAACUGGUUGGACCACGGAAGGACGCUGAGAGAACAGGGUGUAGAGGAGACGGAGAUGUUGCUGCUCAGGAGAAAGUUCUUCUACUCGGACCAGAACGUAGACUCCAGAGAUCCUGUGCAGCUCAAUCUGCUCUAUGUGCAGGCUCGUGAUGACAUUCUGAACGGUUCUCAUCCCGUCUCUUUUGACAAAGCCUGUGAGUUUGCAGGUUAUCAGUGUCAGAUUCAGUUUGGGGACCACAACGAGUCCAAACACAAGCCUGGGUUCUUGGAUUUAAAAGAGUUCCUUCCCAAGGAAUACAUCAAGAAUAAAGGAGAGAAAAAGAUCUUUCAGGCUCAUAAAAACUGCCAGAACAUGACAGAGAUAGAGGCUAAAGUUAGCUACGUGAAGCAAGCGCGGUCCCUGAAGACCUAUGGAGUGUCCUUCUUUCUGGUCAAGGAAAAAAUGAAGGGCAAGAACAAACUGGUCCCUCGUCUGCUGGGCAUCACCAAGGAGAGUGUGAUGAGAGUGGAUGAGAAAACUAAGGAGGUGAUUCAAGAGUGGAACCUGACCAACAUCAAACGAUGGGCUGCUUCACCCAAAAGUUUCACCCUGGAUUUUGGAGACUAUCAGGACGGUUACUACUCAGUACAGACAACUGAGGGUGAGCAAAUCGCUCAGCUCAUCGCUGGAUACAUAGACAUCAUUCUGAAGAAGAAAAAAAGCAAAGACCACUUUGGUCUAGAAGGAGAUGAAGAGUCUACAAUGCUGGAAGAUUCUGUGUCCCCCAAAAAAUCCACUGUUCUUCAACAACAGUUCAACAGAGUAGGUAAAGUGGAGACGGGCUCUGUGGCUCUGCCCGCCAUCAUGCGUUCAGGAGCUGGAGGACCGGAAAGCUUCCAGAUGGGCUCCAUGCCUCAGGCCAGGCAGCACAUCACCAGUGGACAGAUGCACCGAGGCCACAUGCCUCCACUGACAUCAGCUCAACAAGCUCUGACUGGGACCAUCAACUCCAGCAUGCAGGCGGUCCAGGCCGCUCAGGCAUCUCUGGAUGACUUUGACACCCUGCCUCCACUGGGAACAGACGCGGCUUCCCAAGCAUGGCGCAAGAACAAGAUGGAUGAAUCCAAACAUGAGAUCCAUUCCCAGGUGGACGCCAUCACAGCAGGCACCGCCUCCAUGGUCAACCUCACGGCAGGUGACCCGGCAGAGACUGACUACACCGCAGUGGGCUGCGCCGUGACCACCAUCUCCUCCAAUCUGACGGAGAUGUCAAAGGGAGUCAAACUGCUGGCCGCUCUCAUGGAGGAUGAAGGAGCAAAUGGGCAACAGCUGCUCGGCGCAGCUAAGAACCUGGCCUGUGCUGUGUCUGACAUGCUGAAGACGGCUCAACCAGCAAACACAGAGCCACGUCAGAACCUGCUGCAAGCUGCCGGGAACGUUGGUCAGGCCAGUGGAGAACUGCUGUCACACAUCGGAGAGACAGACACGGACCCACAGUUCCAGUGUUCAGGGAGAGGAUCUGUCAGGGAUGCGCAGGGGAGAACUCUCACUUAUUAUCAGAUCCUGGACAUGCUGAUGCAUCUCGCCAAAGCGGUGGCCAACGCUGCUGCAGCUCUGGUACUCAGAGCGAAAAACGUGGCCCAAAAGACGGAGGACUCGGCCCAGCAGAACCGUGUGAUCGCCGCCGCCACUCAGUGCGCUCUGUCCACGUCUCAGCUGGUGGCCUGCACCAGGGUGGUGGCACCGACCAUCAGCUCCCCCGUAUGCCAGGAACAGCUGAUCGAGGCGGGUAAACUUGUCGCCAAGUCUGUGGAAGGCUGUGUGGAGGCCUCGCAGGGCGCCACCAACGACGAAGGCCUCCUUAAGCAGGUGGGCGUGGCCGCCUCAGGCGUCACCCAAGCCCUCAAUGAGCUCCUGCAGCACAUCAAACAAUACGGCAGUGGGGGGCAUCCCAUUGGACGCCACGGAGAAGCAACUGACCGCAUCCUGGAUGUCACAGAAAACAUCUUCAGCUCCAUGGGAGAUGCAGGUGAGAUGGUUCGUCAGGCUCGUAUCCUCGCCCAGGCAACCUCCGACCUGGUCAAUGCCAUCAAAAUGGACGCAGAGGGCGAGUCAGACCUGGAGAACUCCCGCAAACUGCUGUCAGCGGCCAAACUGCUGGCUGAUGCCACUGCCAAGAUGGUGGAAGCAGCAAAGGGUGCAGCGGCCAAUCCAGACAGCGAGGAGCAGCAGCAGAAGCUGCGGGAGGCUGCUGAAGGUCUCCGCAUGGCCACUAAUGCCGCCGCCCAGAAUGCGAUCAAGAAACGUCUGGUCAACAAGCUGGAGAACGCAGCCAGACAGGCCGCAGCUGCAGCCACUCAGACCAUCGCCGCCUCCCAGCACGCUGCUUCAACCAACAAGAACCAGGCAGCGCAGCAGCAGCUGGUCCAAAGCUGCAAGGCAGUGGCAGACCAGAUCCCACACCUGGUCCAGGGAGUCCGAGGCAGCCAGGCUCAACCCGACAGUCCCAGCGCUCAGCUUGCUCUCAUUAGCGCCAGCCAGAACUUCCUGCAGCCUGGCGCCAAGAUGGUCACGGCCUCAAAGGCCACUGUGCCCACCAUCAGUGACCAGGCAUCAGCGAUGCAGCUCAGUCAGUGCGCUAAGAACCUGGCCAGUGCUCUGGCCGAGCUCCGCACGGCCUCGCAGAAGGCUCAGGAAGCCUGUGGUCCACUGGAGAUAGACAACGCUCUGUCUGUGGUCAGAGACCUGGAGAAGGACAUGCACGAGGCCAAGGCUUCAGCAGAGGCAGGCAAACUCAAACCACUGCCAGGAGAGACGUUGGAGAAAUGUUCCCAGGAUCUGGGCACCAGCACCAAGGCUGUAAGUUCUGCCAUUGCACAGCUGCUGAGUGAAGCCACGCAGGGCAAUGAGAACUACACAGGCAUGGCAGCCAGAGAUGUCGCUCAGGCUCUGAAGUCUAUUGCCUCAGCUGCCAGAGGAGUCGCUGCCACCACAGAGGACCCCUUGGCUCGUAACGCAAUGCUGGACUGCGCCGGUGAUGUCAUGGACAAAUCCGCCAACCUUAUCGAAGAGACCAAGAGGGCCAUCACUAAACCGGGAGAUGCAGAGAGUCAGCAGAGGCUGGCACAGGUAGCGAAGGCAGUGUCUCAGGCGCUCAACAGGUGUGUGAACUGCCUUCCUGGACAGAGAGACGUGGACAACGCCAUCCGCACCGUGGGCGAAGCCAGCAAGACACUGCUGGGUGACUCUUUCCCAGCCAGUGGGAGGAGCUUCCAGGAGGUGCAGGCGCAGCUCAACGAGGUCGCCGCAGGUCUGAAUCAGUCCGCCAAUGAGGUAGUCCAGGCGUCCAGAGGAACCACACAGGACCUAGCCCGGGCAACCAGCAAGUUUGGACAAGACUUUAGCAACUUCCUGGAUGCUGGUGUGGACAUGGCAGGAACAUCUCAGUCUAAGGAGGAUCAGACACAGGUGGUGUCCAACCUGAAGACCAUAUCCAUGUCCUCAAGUAAACUUCUGCUGGCAGCUAAAGCUCUGUCCACUGACCCCAACUCCCCCAACCUUAAGAACCAGCUGGCUGCUGCAGCUCGUGCGGUGACCGACAGCAUCAACCAGCUCAUCACCAUGUGCACUCAGCAGGCCCCGGGUCAGAAGGAGUGUGACAAUGCUCUCAGAGAGCUGGAGUCGGUGAGAGGGAUGCUGGAGAACCCAACAGAGGCCCUCAAUGAUAUGUCGUACUUCGACUGCAUCGACAGCGUCAUGGAGAAUUCCAAGGUUCUUGGUGAAUCCAUGGCUGGAAUCUCCCACAAUGCCAAGAACUCCAAUCUACCAGAGUUUGGUGAUUCAGUCAGUGGCGGUUCCAAGGCUCUGUGUGGUCUGACUGAAGCUGCUACACAGGCAGCCUACCUGGUGGGAGUGUCUGACCCCAACAGCUCAGCAGGUCAGAAAGGCCUGGUGGAUCCUGCCCAGUUUGCCCGAGCCAACCAGUCCAUUCAGAUGGCCUGUCAGAACCUGGUGGACCCUGCCUGCACACAGUCUCAGGUUCUGUCGGCCGCCACCAUCGUGGCCAAACACACCUCAGCUCUGUGUAACGCCUGUCGCCUGGCCUCGUCUAGAACUCCCAACCCUGUUGCCAAAAGACAGUUUGUGCAGUCUGCCAAGGAAGUUGCCAAUACGACAGCUAACCUGGUCAAGUCCAUUAAGGCUUUGGACGGAGCCUUCAACCAUGAGAACAGAGAGAAGUGUAAAGCUGCCACCGGCCCUCUGAUCGAAGCUGUGGACAAUCUCACCGCCUUUGCCUCCAACCCUGAGUUCGCCAGCAUUCCCGCUCAGAUCAGCUCUGAGGGUCAUGCAGCCAUGGAGCCCAUCCUGUUAGCAGCAAAGACGAUGUUGGAGAGUUCCACCGGCCUGAUACAGACGGCACGCUCUCUGGCUGUCAACCCCAAAGACCCGCCCAAGUGGUCAGUGCUGGCUGGACAUUCGAGAACUGUGUCUGACUCCAUCAAAAAGCUCAUCACCAACAUGAGAGAAAAUGCUCCCGGUCAGAGAGAGUGUGACGAUGCCAUUGAGGUGCUGAACGGCUGCAUCCGUGAGGUGGAUCAGGCGUCUUUGGCUGCCAUUAGUCAACAGCUAACACCCAGAGAUGACAUCUCCAUGGAGACUCUCCAUGAACAGAUGGCUGCCUCAGUCCAUGAGAUCAGUAACCUUAUUGACCCCGUUGGUGUGGCUGCACGGUCCGAGGCGUCCCAGCUGGGACACAAGGUGUCUCAGAUGGCCAGCUACUUUGAGCCACUGAUCAUGGCAGCCAUCGGCACAGCUUCCAAGAUUGUGAGCAGCCAACAGCAGAUGGCGGUCUUAGACCAAACCAAGACCCUGACUGAAUCUGCCCUGCAGAUGCUCUACACUGCCAAGGAGGCCGGAGGAAAUCCCAAGGCUGCUCACAUGCAGGAGGCUCUGGAAGAGUCGGUGCAGAUGAUGAAAGAGGCCGUGGACGAUCUGGGCGCGACUCUGGCCGAAGCUGCGAGCGCUGCAGGAGCUGUGGGCGGCAUGGUGGACUCCAUCAAUGACGCCAUCAACAAAAUGGAAGACGCUCCUGAUAUGGAACCUGAAGGCACCUUCGUGGACUACCAGACGACCAUGGUCAAGACGGCCAAGGCCAUCGCUGUCACUGUGCAGGAGAUGGUGACCAAGUCAAACAACAACCCAGAUGACCUCGGAGGAGUGGCCAACCAGCUGACCAAUGAGUUUGGAAAUCUGGCCAAUGAGGCCAAAUAUGCAGCAAUCACUGCUGAGAAUGAUGAGAUUGGUUCUCACAUAAAAAAGCAGGUGAGCGAGCUGGGAUUCAGCUGCACGAGUCUGGUGACCAAGGCUGGAGCUCUGCAGUGCAGCCCCAACGAUUCCUUCACCAAGAAGGAGCUGAUAGAAAAUGCCCGCAAAGUCUCAGAGAAGGUUUCCCAUGUGUUGGCGUCCCUACAAGCAGGAAACCGCGGAACACAGGCCUGCAUCACAGCAUCCAGCGCUGUAGCCGGCAUCAUCGCAGACCUGGACACCACCAUCAUGUUUGCUACCGCUGGAACUUUGAACCGAGAGAAUGAAGAAACAUUUGCUGACCACAGAGAAUACAUCCUAAAGACAGCCAAGGCUCUGGUGGAGGACACCAAACUGCUGGUGUCUGGCGCCGGAUCCAGUCAGGAGAAACUGGCCCAGGCCGCUCAGUCCUCAGUGACUACCAUCACCAAACUGGCAGAUGUUGUCAAACUGGGAGCGGCCAGUCUUGGAAAUGAGGAUCCAGAGACCCAGGUCGUCCUGAUCAAUGCAGUGAAAGAUGUGGCCAAAGCUCUGGGUAACCUCAUCAGCUCCACCAAAGCUGCUGCAGGCAAACCUCACGAUGACCCCAGCAUGCUGCAGCUGAAGAACUCGGCAAAGGUCAUGGUGACCAACGUAACGUCCCUCCUGAAGACGGUGAAGGCGGUGGAGGACGAGGCCACCAAAGGCACCAGGGCUUUGGAGGCAACAAUUGAACACAUUAAACAGGAGCUGACUGUUUUUAAUAGCUCUGAACCACCAGCAAAGACCACCACUCCUGAGGAGUUCAUCCGCAUGACCAAAGGAAUCACAAUGGCCACGGCAAAGGCAGUGGCUGCUGGGAACUCGUGCCGUCAGGAGGACGUCAUCGCCACGGCCAACCUCAGCAGGCGGGCAAUCGCUGAAAUGCUGCAGUCCUGCAAACAAGCUGCCUACCACCCUGAGGUCAGCAAAGAGGUUCCGCAGAGAGCUCUGCACUACGGCAGCGAAUGUGCCACUGGGUACCUGGGUCUGUUGGAGCACGUGUUGGUGGUCAUCCAGAAACCAACUCAUGACCUGAAGCAGCACUUAGCCAAUUACUCCAAACGAGUGGCUGGCUCCGUCACUGAGCUCAUCCAGGCUGCAGAGGCCAUGAAAGGCACCGAGUGGGUGGACCCCGAGGACCCCACUGUCAUUGCAGAGAACGAGCUGCUGGGAGCGGCCGCGGCCAUUGAAGCUGCUGCCAAGAAACUGGAGCAGCUGAGGCCCAGAACCAAACCCAAGGAAGCAGACGAGAGCCUGAACUUCGAGGAGCAGAUUCUGGAGGCGGCCAAGUCCAUCGCUGCCGCUACUAGUGCUCUGGUCAAAGCAGCUUCAGCCGCUCAGAGGGAGCUGGUGGCUCAAGGGAAGGUGGGCGCCAUCCCGGCCAAUGCAGCCGAUGAUGGACAGUGGUCUCAGGGUCUGAUCUCAGCCGCUCGAAUGGUCGCGGCAGCCACCAACAACCUGUGCGAGGCGGCCAACUCCGCAGUACAGGGACACGCCAGCGAGGAGAAGCUCAUCUCGUCAGCCAAGCAGGUGGCCGCGUCCACCGCUCAGCUGCUGGUCGCCUGUAAGGUCAAGGCUGACCACAACUCGCAGACCAUGAAGAGGCUCCAGGCUGCUGGAAACGCUGUGAAGCGUGCAUCUGAUAACCUGGUGAAAGCAGCUCAGAAAGCAGCCUUUGACGAACAGGACGCUCAGAACGUGGUGGUGAAGACCAAGAUGGUGGGAGGCAUCGCUCAGAUUCUCGCUGCUCAGGAGGAGAUGCUAAGGAAAGAGCGGGAGCUGAAAGAGGCCAGACAGAAGCUGGCCAUGAUCCGAAAGCAGCAGUACAAGUUUCUGCCAUUAGAGCUGAGGGACGAAGGCCCUGAGCAGUGAGAGUGAGUGAGAGAGAGAGAGAGAGAGAGACCGUGUGUGUGUGUGUGUGUGUGUGUGUGUGUGUGUGAGUGCAUGUGUGUGUUUGUGUGCGUAGACGCUCGCUCAGGACCCUCCCACAGCUUCCACAUAACAUCUAGUAGACGAACUCCUCGUCACACAGAUGCUUUAGUCUGUUUGUCUAUUUAAUUUCCCAAACUGCAGGCAAUGACAAUGAUAUUGAAAUUAAGCAGUUUUGACAAAUAUUCAUGUCAAACCUUUAAAUCUAUUAAUUAAAUAUGAACAUAUCAUCACACAUAUCUUUUUUUUUUUGUUUUUGUCCUCUGUCGUUACAUAAUGACGUGCCAGUACUUCCUGCCCUCACUGACGCUUCUAUGCAAACUGUGCAUGAGAAAUGCAAUCCCUCUAUGCAGAUGACUGUGUGUUUUGUACGUAUGUUCGUAUGUUAACGGACUUCAGCUUGGAAAAAGAAAAUUACAUAUAAAAUAACUUUGCGACAGAACAAAUCACGGUGAGAAUUUUUUUUUUAUCUGAGCUAUGAACUGUAUUAAUGGUGUGUUCAGUAAUAUCUGAAUAAACAUUUUUGGGUUAUUUUUCUUUUGUGUUGUUAGUUUUAUAAUUUAAACAGCUGCAGUAUUGAGGCCUGGAUUCGAUUGGAUUAGAUUUGGUAGGAGUGGAUUAGACUUGAUUACAGAAUUGCAUAAAACUAUAUUAGAUUAGAAUAGAUUAAAUUAGAAUAGUUUAGAUUAGAUUAUUAGUGAAAAAAAUGAUAAAGCCAUAUAUUUAACUUCAGGCCAUUUUUGGGGGACAAAGCAUUUUUUUACGCAGCAGUUGCGUUGUGUGUAUUUCCUGUCUAUCUGGGGAUUACUUCACUUUUAUUCAGAUUACUUUAUAGUUACCUAGAACUAUUUUGUUUAGAGUUAGCUCUUGGUUAAUCAGGAUUAUUUUGUCAUUGAACAGGAUUAUUUUCCAGAUUCUGGUUAAUCAGGGAGACGUCAGGACCUGACUUCCUGUCUGAUUAUGACAACAGAGUUUUGAUAGAAUCGAUGCGCACUCUUUGUCACAGUAUAUCACUGCUUAUUAAGUGCCUUAUGCGUAAAGAAACUAUAAAGAUCUGACACCUUUGUAUCUUGUUGCACUUCCUUCAUUCGAACCUCAUAUAAACACACGUUCACACUUUUCACCUCUUGUUGUGUUAUCCUUGUUUUUUGAGCAAACCAAACAUGUUUAACAAUAAACAAAAAUGACUGUAAUCACUUUUUUUUAAAUCGGUUUUUGUUCACAUUUCUGACGGUAGCAGUGUAACUCUGGUGCGCAACAGCAGCACCUACUGGCCACUGUAAUAGAGGUUUAUAUUCAAUAAAGUUGGUUUUACCAUUAA